Molecule: messenger RNA, 6447 nt
Organism: Hirundo rustica (Barn swallow)
Lineage: Eukaryota; Metazoa; Chordata; Aves; Passeriformes; Hirundinidae
Product: protein YIPF6
Exons: 7
Coding region: 1-732 (243 amino acids)
Biological process (GO): endoplasmic reticulum to Golgi vesicle-mediated transport
Cellular component (GO): membrane; trans-Golgi network
Source: RefSeq, a predicted model, not a curated record
AUGACGUCAAAUGGCUUCCACGUCGUCGGGGCGGCUAAGAUGGCGGCGGCGGAGGGGAGCGGGGUUGGGGGGAUUCUGUUCCCAGGUCUGGCAGAUGUGUCCAUAUCCCAGGAUAUUCCAGUGGAAGGGGAGAUCACUGUUCCUGUGGGAUCUCACUCUCCUGAUGAGGAUUACUCCACACUGGAUGAGCCAGUCAAGGACACAAUUAUGAGGGACCUGAAGGCCGUUGGGAAGAAGUUUGUCCAUGUCAUGUAUCCUAGGAAGAGCAGCAUGCUCCUCAGGGACUGGGAUCUUUGGGGCCCAUUGGUGCUGUGUGUGUCCCUGGCUCUGAUGCUGCAGGGUGGCUCUGCAGACAGCAAGGAUGACGGAGGGCCCCAGUUUGCCGAGGUCUUUGUCAUCAUCUGGUUUGGGGCCAUUGUCAUCACACUCAACUCGAAGCUUCUGGGAGGGACCAUCUCCUUCUUCCAGAGCCUGUGUGUGCUGGGGUACUGCGUGAUGCCGCUGACCGUGGCCAUGCUGGUGUGCAGGCUGGUGCUGCUGGCGGGUGCGGGCACUGUCAGCUUCAUCAUCCGCCUCGUCGUGGUGGGGGCCAUGUUCAGCUGGUCCACCUUGGCAUCCACGGCGUUCCUGGCGGACAGCCAGCCCCCCAACCGCAAGGCACUCGUUGUGUACCCCAUCUUCCUCUUCUACUUUGUCAUCAGCUGGAUGAUCCUGACCUUUACUCCCCAGUGAGUACUAUGCUGAGGGACUGGUACACGGACUGGACUUUUUCAUGGAUGCUGCAGUGAAUCCUUGGCUUUAUCUCUUUCUAAUUUAUAUAUAAGGAUACUGUAAAAAGGCAGGUUGUGGGACAAAGCCAGAGAGCUGCAAAAAGUGCUCAUUUGUGUGUCCCUCUUUGUGAAAGAUACUGAGGUCCAGCUGCUGAGAGGUUUAUUUAGCCCUGUUCUGUAUUGGUGUUAAAUAAACAAUGCACACUGGGACAGGGGAUGUUCCAUCUGAGGAGAGAGCGAGAGAUCCUGGAUUUUCAAGCUGUUGGGAGAUGAAGUUUGCAUGACUUGGCAGAUUUCCUGCCUCUGCUUGGAUUCUCAAUGAAGAUAAAAAUGCAUUAUCAAACCAUAGAACUUCACUGCAAUGAUGUGUGGAGAGGAAAGAGACGUGUCUGACUCCUUUUCAUUCUCUUGUAGAGUGGUGGGAUGCACACCCAGGGCAUUGAGGGACUGGGGCUUUCCCAGGAAAGGAGAGUUCAGUCAAAACUCAGUUGAGUCUCUUUGUAGGUGUUAUAAAUGAGAGGACCAAAUUCGAUAAAUCAAAAUUUGGAAUUUUAUUGAGAGACAAAAUAACAGUCUCGGACAGCCACAAUUAAAAGGACAGCGUCGAGCCCGGGUUGCCGCUGGGUGAACAACGAUAACACACUCUGCCAGUCUGUUAUCCCCAAGUUCACAUUUUUGGUUUGCAGCAGUCUCUUUUUAUACACUGGAUCGCGGAGAGAGGCUCGGGAUGUCGAAAGUCCUCCCUCCGAGGCAUCUUCAUUAAACAUGCAGGUUUUAGUUCUAAGAGUCUGAAUGGAUCAGCCGAGGAGGACAAUGCUGUUAAUGGUCGGGUCCAGGUGUGGUGUGGAGAUGUUAAUUCCAGACAGAGACCAUCUAGAUACGGAUCUGAUACAAUCAUCGGGUCCUCCAGGCUAUCAUCCCCGUUUUCCAUUGCCUUUUGUUUCUUUUCAACGAUUCCUGGCAGUGACAGUCUUCUGUCCUCCUUUCUGGUAAUUCCAAUCAAGCUUUCCUUGUGUCCCUCCCAUGCCUUUUCAGGCUAGAGAAAUUCUUGCAUUUUAUUAAGCCACCUUCCCCCGAGUUAACUCACAAAAUGCUAUUUUAAACUAAACUUAACUUCCAACAUGCUAGUUUAUACAGAACUUAUACAGUUUGUAUUACAUUUUAUAUUCUAUUAACAUGAAUUAACUUUAGAACAUAUGUUACAUUCCUUUUUAAUGAUUCCCAGCAGAGGCAUGUUUGUGUCUCCCUCCUGGUAAUUCUAAUCAUGUUUUGUCUCGUAUCCCCCCCCCCCCCCCUUGUCUUUUCAGGCAAGAGAAAUUCCUGUACCUUUACUGAGCUGCUUUCUUCUGAGUUAACUCAUAGCAUAUUGGAUUAAAACAAAACUUAUAGGGAUGGUAUUACAUUUUAUAUCUUUUAACACGAAUUAACUUUAGGACAUAUAUCACAUAGGGAAUUGGAGCUGGUGGCAAGGAGUUGCUUUUGCUCAUAUCCAUGUAUUGUGUGUGUCCAUCCCUUCAUGUGGCAGGAAAGAGGGUUCCACCUUGGUGCCUGCAGCACUGCAUCCAUGAGAGGACUGGGCUCACGGCAUGUUACAGACCUGUGACCACAGGGAACAAAGCUCAGAGUCCUGCAGAAAUGCUGACUGCUUUGUAGCAGGGACCAGGCUCUCACUCUGCAUUUGGGAAGUGAAAAUUCCUUGGAAAGUACCAUGAAUGUGUAUGUAUGAUAAUAACAAGGGGUUCUGUGCAGGAAGUUGAGGCUUUGCUGCACAGGCUGUUUGGGUCUGAAAAACCAUACCAGGGUUUGGGCCCCAAAGUGUUAAAAACAGUUUAAAGGAAGGGAAGUAAAUGGUACUAGAGGUGUUGGUUGCUCUGAAGCAGGAUAUGAAUUCUGCUCUCACCUGCCUCUGUGUGACUGUUUGUUGAGGGUUAAGUUUCCUGUAGAAUUUUUCCCCCCCCCAUAAGUUGCUAGGAGACUAAAUACUGUUAGUUAAAGGGUGCUUGACCCGGACAAAAGGGAGUUGAUCACUUAGUUUUGGGGGAGAAAAAAAAGCUCCCAGAGAGCUGAGGGUGGGGGGGCUCGCUGCUCUCGGCUUCCAGGGAGCACGGUCGGGCGACUGGUAGCUGCCUGGAGUCCACGGUUAACGGAGGGGUCUGGUCCUGGGAAUUCUAUCAUCUGUUGGAGCGCCCAGGAAUUCGGAGUUUCUUCACUGCCCUGCUGGAUUUUGGGUGAGACCGGGUCCAGCCGCUGCGGGUUCUCCGGCACUGCCCACUUCGUCUGCCAGGGCACCCCCCUGCCUGCGGAGGACAAUCCACCGCUUUCCAGCCAUCAGCGCUGGAGUUUUCACCGUUUGCCCCUCGGGGUUCUUGGUUCUGUUUUACUAUUAUUAUAAUUGCUGUUGUUGUUUGUCUGUCCUAUUAUAGUUACUAGUAAAGGACUGUUAUUCCUUUCCUCAUAGCUCUGACUGAAAAGGUUUUUUUUAAUCUUCCAAAUUAAAAUAACACGGAGGGAAGGAUUUAAAUUCAUCAUUCCUAGAGAGGCCUGCCUCUCCUUAGCAGACACCUGUCUUUUCAAACCAAGACACUGUUCCUUUGGUUGUUAACGGGGACAGCAAAGAAAUGUGUGCGAACGUGCAUUCUGUUCCCUUGUACUUCCAGUGAGAUGUCAGACACUGUUCUGUGGGUUUAGUGGGGUUUUAAUUUUGCUUAAUACUUUAAUGAAAGGGAGAGGGCUCCUCCUGCAGGUUCAUCGUGUACCUCUCCUGGGUACAUGUGUGCAAGAGUCAGGUGUCUUGGCACAGACACUGGGAGCUGGGACUUGCUUUUGGAAACUACAGAAAUGAUUCCUGUUGUCUGUUGUUCUCAGUCAGCAAUCCAUGAAAUAUCUGGGGUGAAAAAGCUGCUGUAAAAUGUCCUUUUUCCUACAUUUGUGCAGACUGAAACUGAGGUCUGUGGGUUCUGCUGAGGUGUGAAUGUGCCUAAUUUCUAGUUAUAUGUGCAAGAGCAAUCUGUGCUGUAAACACUGGCGAUGGGUGGGAGUUGGGAUGGAAAAUGCUGAAUUUCAGAUUAAAAGUGCAAUUUUGCAUUUGUGGAUGACAAGCUGCUGUGUUGUGUGGCAGGGCCUGGCUGUGGCACCAAGGGGCUGGAGGGGAGCUGUGGUGGUUUGUAGACAUAGGAACCAUGAAAAGGGGAAAUUUUAGGCUUCCAUUAAAUUAUUGCUGGUAUGUGUUGUGGUUUCAGGCAGAUUUUGGGAGAAACCCUCCCACAGGGCCCCCCUCUCCUCCCCCAACCGGUUUGGGAAAAGACUUCCUCAGAGAGAAGUGGAAAAAACCUGUUUAUUAAACAGGCAAAGCACUCCCAGCACAAUACCCGAUGACAAGAGCUUCAUGCCGCUUACGGAGGGAUAACAAACUUAAAGUAAGAAAGUCUCCUCUUGAAGAUAGUCACUGUGCUCCACCACUCCGUCUCUGCUGGCACUGGGAGAAAAGGAGAUGUGCAGGGCUGGUCUUGGUGGGGUGGGUCCCCCGUGGAGGCCCCUGGUGCUUCCUCCAGGUCCUUAGUCCAGAGAGAUUGAAACAGUUCUGAGGAGAGGGCAAAAAAAGGAAAAAAAAGGAAAAAAAAAAAAAAAAAAAAAAAAGGAAAAAAAAAGCUUCAGCUAUUCUACAGCAUCUAAAUACGCUAGCACUAAACAAACUCCCGGGGAAAAAAACAACAGAGCUUCUUUCGUCUUGCAGUGUUCCAACUCCCCCGCUUCAAGGUCACUCCAAGGAGCAGAGUUUUCCUGGGGAAAAACAAACCGCGCUUCCCCUCCCCUUUGCACCCAAUAGACGAUUGGGGGAUACACAAUCACCCUAGGACAGUAUGGAAUGUGGUUUUUCUUUUACGUGUGCAAUUUUUCUUUCAUUUAAAUGUUAGUUCAGCUUUUUGAAGCUGAAAAGAAGUAUUCAAAGGAAGUAGAUGAUAAAGCUGUUGAUGGCUAUGGUGGGAUUCCUUGAGCCAAAUCUUUCUGUCCUACAAGAAUUUAACCACACUUUCAAAGAAAUCCUUGGAUUCUCUCUGGGUCUUGUGACUUGAGCUGUUCUAUCUGAAGGAUAAUUGGAGUAGCAUUUAAUUGAUCCAGUAAUAUUUUGAAAUUUUUUACAUGACUUCAGAAAGUCAGAAAGCCCAAACUGGGCUCAAACCAAACUGGUUUCCUCAGCCGCUCCUGGAGGUCCUGCAGAGCCCCUGCUGUGACAGAACCAGUCAUCCCUCAGCGAGAGGGUGGUCCCAAAGCCAACAGGACAUGGGCACAUUAAACACAACCAAACCAUUUUGUUUCAGGGAAACAAAAUGCCUCAAGCUUGUUUGAAAUUUGCAGAUGCCUAGAAUUAAUGCAGCUGAUAGUCCCUUAAAGUGCUGGUGUCACCUGUGAGUGCUGAGUGUUCCCUGAAUGUCCCUCAUCCUGUCCAGCCAGGUGUGCAGCACAUCCCUCCCAAGGGCCCUGCGGGGGAGUGAUCCCUGUCACCACAACAGAGAGGUUUAAUUUGUGCUGGAAAUGUCUGUGGUAAGAACUGUUGUGCUUUCCAGGGGGAAAGGCCUUUCCUUGUUUAAAGCUGCUGGGGAUGGGCAGCAAGGAGAAGCAGCUGUGUUGCUUAUAAUGGAGUGUAUGAACUGCUCUACAGAGAAAUGGCUGAUCUUCCAAUGCACAAACCAGGGUUUCUUUCCUACUAGGAUUUUUUUAAUACUGUUUAUCAGCAGAAGUUGUUGUAUAUGUUUAAUUUUGAUCUGUUUAAUACCAAUAAAAAGGAAAAUUAUUUGUUUUAACUUGAAAAGUUCAAACAGGCAGAAAGUCACAUGGGCAAUGUGAUAUGUGGAUGGAAGCUCUGUGCUCUCUGUACCUGUGGAACCUGCAGUACCAGGAGCUCCCCUGGCCUGGCUGAGGCAGGAGUGGGGAAGCUCCCCAGUCCCCACCUCGUGUCCCCUGGCCCCACAUGGAGAGCAGGACAUGGGCCACACGUGCCAGAGCCCUGAUGCUGAGCCAGAACAUCGCCCUGCCCAGGCUCGGAUCCUGCUGGUGCUAACAGACUGGUCAGGGAAGGAGCAGUGGUGCUGGUGUACCCCAAAAUCAGGGUUCCAGUGGCUUCAGGGCUGGGAGGUCUCAGCUGGGAGGCCACCCAAGGGACCUGUGUGUGCCUCAGCGGUGCUGGCCAGGGAUCACCGGUGGCUGAACGAGGGAGGGGCAAUGGGGGAGCAGAAACCUGGUAGGAAAAGGCCUGAUAGGUGAAUGGAUAUUAAGGCCCAUCCCUGACUGCCUAAUGAACCAAUAGCAAUUAAACACAUUCCUGAGCCAUACCAGGAUCUGAGGCAGUGGCUAGGAAGGAGUUUGUCCAUGCUCUCGCGCUGUGCUGCGGGCUGACAAUAAGGACGUCCAUAACAUGAUCCUGGGGAGCCUUGGCCCGGAGCUGGUGGCAGCAGGGACAUACUGCCCCUGGGCCGAGCAUGGGCUGUGGGGCUGGGGAAAGCCACCAUGGCCCGGUGGUCACCAGAGGGCGGCAGGACCGCGCCGACCCUGGCAGCCUUUUGCAGUUUAGUUGUCACCUCCCUGUGGUUCUGGGGAGCACAGCCGGGGGACCGGGCUCGCAGGCAGCCCCAGGAGGUGAGGUGUGACCUGCCAGCUUCAGCCGCCACCGCCAGCCACC